Suillus subaureus is the source of this 1428-nucleotide messenger RNA. RefSeq lists its product as uncharacterized. The record is from RefSeq and is a predicted model, not a curated record. Bases 1 to 1428 code for a protein of 475 amino acids. NCBI's taxonomy places the organism in Eukaryota, Fungi, Basidiomycota, Agaricomycetes, Boletales, Suillaceae. The transcript is spliced from 5 exons.
AUGUCCAAUCCUCUGACAAUAACACCACCCAUCACACCGACCCUUGGCGGUGUCUCGACGGCGCCGCCAACUACGCCGCCUACUACAUCGUCGACUCCUACUUCGACAACUACACCCACCAGUACUCCUUCUACUUCUACUUCUUCGUCAACCACACCGGCCACUACUAGUAGUACGACCUCGGGCUCGUCCACGACCCAGUCAACUAGUUCGACUGUGUCAAGCACUUCAUCCACCCAGACCAGUAGCUCUACCUCGACUACUACUACUACUCCUACCACAGCUGCAACAACAUCGACAACACCCAGCCUUACUGCUUCACCUUACACAUCAACCAGUGACGGUGUCGUAGUUACCAGUUAUGCCUAUGUGACUGCAAGCCCCACUCAAUCCUCUAGUAAUGAUACUGCCACUUCAUCCAACUCGUUCUUCUCCAAUACUGGGGCUGUUGCCGGUGUCUUCACCGUCGUUGGUCUCAUUGUUAUUGCGAUUUUCAUUGCACUUGUAACGAACGCCAUUCGGCGUCGUCGUGCUCAGAAGUUCGACAGGGACGUUGCGGAAGCGGCUGCAGAGGCGGCUGCCUCUUCGCGUUCGCCAUUCGAUGAUUACACAUACAAUGGCAAUUCGGGUGGCGGCGGUGGCGGCGCCGGAUAUCCUUAUUCUGAUACCACUCAUGGAACUUUCGGCCAGGCUCCGAUGGGUCUUCCUACUGACACAUAUGGCAUGAGUGAGAUGACACAGUAUGAUCCAUAUGCAGCUGGGGCAGUAUCUCUCGCUACCGCUAACGUGGGAAGGGCUCGGAGCAGGCAAGACAGUGAAACUCAGCGUGCACCAGGCAUCGCUGGUGUUGGUGCAGGCAAUCUCGCUCGCGAGCCGAGUCGCAGGACUCCAUACCAUGCUUUCGCUGGUCCUGGCUCACAACCCCAGGAAACACCGGAUCAUACCCUUAGUGGACGAUACAGACCUCGUGGUGUAGAAUUGCUCGAAGGCGCUGGUCUGGCAGGCACCGGAGUUGCCGCUAUGACCGCCGCGAACAAUGGAGCAUAUAUUAACCGCCGGCCUUCGCAGUAUACCCAACAGACACAUGGAAGUAUGCGUUCCCAGGGGCAUUCGCAGGGUCACUCGUCGAGCGAGAACUACCCCAUGCCCCUUCAGCCUGUAUAUCAGUCACCCCAGCGCAAUGAUACCCAGUUCGCAGAUGCAUACACUGGUUUUGUUAAUGCACCAUCUCAACCUCUACUGAGUCCUGGCUUUCCCAAUCCUCACGAGACUUCCCCGUCGCCACCCCCUGUUCAGUCUCACAGUCCUGUGGGCGAAGUCGAGGGAGAAGAUGACCGCGAUGAUGGCCCUCCGAGCCAGCGUCAGAGUUACGCUGACGACGAAGAUUACGGUCAACACAACCGUGUACUCAGAGUUGCAAAUGAGUGA